Aspergillus alliaceus is the source of this 2034-nucleotide messenger RNA. RefSeq names its product major facilitator superfamily domain-containing protein. NCBI's taxonomy places the organism in Eukaryota, Fungi, Ascomycota, Eurotiomycetes, Eurotiales, Aspergillaceae. The record is from RefSeq and is a predicted model, not a curated record. The coding region runs from base 151 to 1941 and encodes 596 amino acids. Gene Ontology annotation, biological process: transmembrane transport. The transcript is spliced from 6 exons. Gene Ontology annotation, molecular function: transmembrane transporter activity.
GCCGCCUCCUCCUUCUUCCACCUUCCUCACGACCUCUUGCAAAUCUUGGUCGGUAGCUAUGAGGAUCCUGCUACGCUACCAGUAGUUAGUCAUCUAUUAACCCCGUCGACCCCUGGUGCUGCAUAGGUGUUGUAAGUCGAUGUCAACGCCAUGCUACCUGCUUGGACGAGGUUUUUCCAGCCGUCGAGGAGGGACGACAGUCUCUCCAGUCCCUCCUCGCUAUAUGACGAGAAACGUGGAGAACUGGAGGUUCAUGUGACGGAAUCCAGUCCUCCACCCCAAGCGACUGGAGCUGUCAAAAUCGAAGCUGUCGAGGCUGUUGGUGGCCGCAAGGGAAGAUAUCUCCUCUAUAUCGGCCUGGCCAUGGUUAUGAUUAUCUUUGAACUCGACAAUUCAACGGUAGGGACGUAUCGCAACUUUGCUACAUCCGACUUCAAGCAUCUCUCGGUACUGGCCACGCUGAACACGGCGGCCAGCAUCAUUACUGCAGUAAGCAAACCGCCCAUCGCCAAAGUGUCGGACGUCCUGGGCCGGGCCGAGGCAUACAUCUUCACCAUCACGUGCUAUAUCCUGUCAUACAUCCUCUGUGCAUCGUCCGGAACCUUCAACACCUAUGCGGGAGGCUACGUCUUCUAUUCCGUCGGCCAGGCCGGCACGGCCAUCCUCAACUCCACGGUCGUGUCGGAUAUCUCUUCCAUGCGCUGGCGAGGCUUUGUCUACAACAUCUUGUACAUCCCCUUUUUAAUCACGCCGUGGGUGUCCGCCUUCAUUGUCGACAGCGUCGUGAAUGGGAUCGGCUGGCGCUGGGGGAUCGGCAUGUUCGCCAUCUUGAUGCCCUUCUGCACCAGCUUCAUCAUCGUCACCCUCCUCGUUUUCGAACGACGGGCCAAACGAUCCGGCCUCAUCCUGACGGAGCGGCUCAAUCUCUUCACGUUCUGUUCGCGGAUCGACCUGGGCGGCAUUAUGCUUCUGAGCGGCGGGUUUGCCUUGAUCUUGAUCCCGGUCACGCUGGCCGCCACGGCAUCCGACUGCUGGAAGACCCCGUGGGUCGAUGCCUUGAUUGCCCUCGGUGCCAUCGCGCUCAUCUGUCUCUAUCCGUACGAAAAGUACGUCGCACGGCACCCGGUGGUCCCUACCCGUUACUUCCGCACCAUGUCCGUCGUGGUCUCCGUGGCCUUGGCGUGCAUCGACAACAUCGGAUUCGGGACCACGCAGACCUACCUGUACGUGUGGUCGAUGGUGUCUCAUAACUUCUCCCCGCGGGAUGCGCAGUUCCUCAACUACACCAACAGCGUCAUGCAGGCCUUGGUGGGCAUGGGCACCGGCCUGCUCAUGUAUCGACUCCGGUCGUACAAGUGGAUCGGGGUGGCUGGCGCCGCGAUCCGGAUGGUCGGAUACGGGGUGAUGGUCCGCCUGCGAACAAACGAGAGCUCCGUGGCGGAACUGUUUAUCGUCCAGCUGAUCCAGGGCGCCGGCAGCGGCAUGAUUGAAACCAUUGUCAUUGUGGCGGCGCAGAUCUCCGUGUCCCAUGCGGAAUUAGCGCAGGUCACCUCCCUAAUUCUGCUCGGAUCGUUCUUGGGUAAUGGGAUCGGCUCUGCGAUCGCCGGCGCGAUUUACUCCAAUAAGUUGCGUGAGCGGCUGCACCUGCAUUUAGGUCACAGUGUGGAUGAGGAUAUCGUCGUCCAGCUAUACAACUCCAUCACCGGUACGCUGCCGACGUGGGGGACGUCGGAGCGUAAUGCGGUGAAUCAAGCUUAUUCAGAUGUCAUGGGAUACAUCACCAUCGCCGCCCUGGCGUUUUCCGCUCCCGUUGUAAUCCUGUCGCUGCUGCUGCCGAACAAGAGACUCGGCGACGGCCACAAUCUCGUCCAAGAGAGCCAAAGCCAAGAUUCACGAUCAUCCGACGAAACCCUAGUGGAGGAAAAGCCCUCCGCCCGAUGAUUUCUCACGAUCUUGACCGUUCAUGUUGAUGUUCAUGUUGUUGUUGUUGAUGUUGAUGUUUGAUUGCUGACGACUAUACAUUAAUAAUACGUG